CAACCGGAGCAUGCGCAGAAAGGGGCUCGGGUUUUCUGCUAGGCCUCUUGACUACUACUAGGCCUCAAGACAUUUUCUAACAAGGAUCAAUGCUGGAUAAAUGAGGCUUGCGAUCUGGAUGUAGGUGAACUACAACUCCCCCAAAUCAAGGAUUUUCUUACUAAAUGAGCCAAUAAAUCAGCUGUCUACCUUCUGGUUUGGCCGAAAUUCAAUAAUUUUGACUCCCAACCCGAGGAGAUGCGUGGAAUUCCUGUCCCCAAACGGCAUCAAUGUCUCCAUUCUCUUGAAUACCUGAGGAUUCUGCAUCUGGUCCCGAGGUCGGAUCAUGAACAUCUUGGCUCCCGUCAGAAGGGACCGGGUCAUCGCUGAAUUGCCCCAAGUGGGGAUGCAGUGUUUCACCAAAGAGGUGGCCUUGCAUUCCCGGUCGGACUUCCACCCGAAAGUGACCGCCACUUGCCAAGCGCAACGGACCGGGACUGUGGGGUUCAAGAUCUCAAAGAUCAUUGUGGUGGGCGAUCUGUCGGUGGGGAAGACCUGCUUGAUUAAUAGGUUUUGCAAAGACACUUUCGACAAGAACUACAAAGCCACGAUCGGGGUGGACUUCGAGAUGGAGCGUUUUGAGGUGCUGGGGGUCCCCUUCAGCCUGCAGCUCUGGGACACAGCUGGCCAGGAACGCUUCAAAUGCAUCGCUUCGACUUAUUACCGUGGAGCCCAAGCCAUCAUUAUAGUCUUCGAUGUGAGCGACGUGGCGUCCCUUGACCACGCAAGGCAAUGGCUUCAGGAUGCCUUGAAGGAGAACGACCCGUCCAGCGUCAUCCUCUUCUUGGUCGGGACCAAAAAGGACCUCUGUCCUCCUGCCCAGUACAGUCUUAUAGAACAGGACGCCCUCAAAGUUGCCAAAGAGAUGCAGGCCGAAUUCUGGGCCGUUUCCUCGCUGACAGGCGAAGGCGUGAGGGACUUCUUCUUCCGAGUGGCCGCCUUGACCUUCGAAAGCAGCGUCUUGGCCGAACUGGAGCGAAGCCAUUUGCGCCGCAUCGGGGACGUUGUCCGGAUCCACAGCAACGAACGGGAUUUGUACCAGACGGAAAAGCGCCGGAAAUCCAAUUGCUGCCAAUGAGGACACGGCAUUUGCCCGCUGCUGUAUUUGCACUGAACUUUUGUACCAGUUUCCGAAACCAAAGGAAAACCGAAAUGAUCUGUGUCUUGGAUGGAUCGGGACCAUCUUCCCAAUGGAAACCUUCAUUGCAUUCCCACUCCAAAUUAUAAUUUUUCUAGCUUUGUGGAAAUCCAAAGCCAUACUUAUACCAAUUUAAUAAUAAUAAUAAUAAUAAUAAUAAUAAUAAUAAUAAUAAUAAUAAUAAUAGUGUAUGAUCCAGUACAACAGCCAGCAGUGUCUGCUGUGGACUCAAAUUCAAAUAAUUCAAAUAAUAAUAAUAAUACCCAGUGUUGAAAAGCGCAACCAUGCUGUCCCACCUUUUCUGGAUAUUAUUUACAGGAUUUAUUAUGGAUAAUAAAAUUAGAUUUUUCCAAAA
Anolis carolinensis (green anole) is the source of this 1532-nucleotide messenger RNA. RefSeq names its product RAB34, member RAS oncogene family (gene rab34). The record is from RefSeq and is a predicted model, not a curated record. Gene Ontology annotation, cellular component: phagocytic vesicle; Golgi cisterna. The transcript is spliced from 12 exons. The coding region runs from base 326 to 1117 and encodes 263 amino acids. Gene Ontology annotation, biological process: phagosome-lysosome fusion; Golgi to plasma membrane protein transport. NCBI's taxonomy places the organism in Eukaryota, Metazoa, Chordata, Lepidosauria, Squamata, Anolidae. Gene Ontology annotation, molecular function: GTP binding; GTPase activity.